AUGUUCAACGACUAUGUGAACAAUGCGACUACAUCUUUGACGCUUAUACGUUCGGUAAAACGUCUUCAGUUCCCGACCUUAGUAAUUUGUCCGAGAAAAGCAGAUGCAGUGCAUUUGAAAAGUUUAAUCAAAGAUGUUCAACAGGCUCUACCAGAAGCCGAUACCGAUACUGCACAAAAUUUGCUUAGAUUUGCUAUUGCCGGCUUUGGUUUUGCAAACUUUGAGAAGGACCUUCAGCGUUGGUCUAAUGAGACAAUAGCAAAUCUUACAUAUCUGUAUAAAGAAUGGAAAGGCUCUCGAACCGACAAAGAAAUGUUUCUUUUGAUUUUUGAGCACUUUGGCUACACUUGCGAGGAGAUUUUUUUGUCUUGUCAACAGUACUCACGUGACCUAAAUUGCUGUGAAUUAUUUGAAUUUACAUACGUGAUGCUUCGUAGCCGUUGCUUACGACUUAAAACACUGUAUCAGGAAGAUGUAGAUGAAACUGCAAAAUUGACAGUAUGGCUACGUAAAGUUCCAAGCUCAUUGUCACUAAGAAAGUAUCAAGAUCGUUAUCCAGAAAUUCCCAGUUGUGAACCAGCGACAACAGUUGCAAACUACGAAACAGCAGUUUUAACACCAACAACUACCUAUCGAUGUUUACCAGCAUGUGUUCGAGAUGAAGUUAUUAUUCAAAUGUAUGCAUCAGAAUCGAUGUAUGGUUCUAAAGAUUCCAGGGCUUACAUGCUAGAUGCUUCGUACAACGAAUUACAGUAUGAACUUUACAAGGAAACAUUACGAACGUCUCUACCAGGUUUUGUUUCUCAGGUCGGUGGCCAGGGCGGUUUGUUUCUGGGUGCUUCCAUUACUACUUUUGUGCAACUUGCUGUAUCCUUUGUACAAUUUUUAUCUAGGCGAUGCCGAAGGACAAUGCAGGAUUCUCAAGUAAAAGUAACUAGCUAUAGAACUUUGGGUGUUUGCUAA
Molecule: messenger RNA, 963 nt
Organism: Enterobius vermicularis (human pinworm)
Lineage: Eukaryota; Metazoa; Nematoda; Chromadorea; Rhabditida; Oxyuridae
Source: the annotation of a GenBank genome assembly